This is a messenger RNA of Hibiscus syriacus, 1309 nucleotides long. Its product is annotated as COBRA-like protein 1. The record is from RefSeq and is a predicted model, not a curated record. NCBI's taxonomy places the organism in Eukaryota, Viridiplantae, Streptophyta, Magnoliopsida, Malvales, Malvaceae. The transcript is spliced from 6 exons. Gene Ontology annotation, cellular component: plasma membrane. The coding region runs from base 87 to 1160 and encodes 357 amino acids. Gene Ontology annotation, biological process: cellulose microfibril organization; plant-type cell wall cellulose biosynthetic process.
UCCCUUUCUUUAUCUGGGUCUUCCCCGUCUCAUAAACCUUGAACCAAAGUCUAACAAAAAAAAAAAGCUCUCGAAGUCCUAAAGCAAUGGCUAAUCUUUUCUUGUUCAUUGCUAGAUCUUUCUUCAAGCUAAGUUCUUUCAGCGCCUUGCUUCUGUUUUUGUUCUCAUUCUCAAUUUUCACCUCAACAGAAGAUGGAAAUAUCACAAUCAAAUGGGAUAUCAUGAGUUGGACCGCUGAUGGCUAUGUUGCGGUUGUCACAAUCUAUAACUUCCAGCAAUACCGGCAUAUCCAAGCACCAGGGUGGACAUUAGGUUGGAAAAGGGCUAAGAAGGAGGUGAUUUGGAGCAUGAUGGGAGGGCAAACAACCGAACAAGGGGAUUGUUCUAAAUUCAAAGGGAAUGUUCCACAUUGCUGUAAGAAGGAUCCAACAGUUGUGGAUCUAUUGCCAGGAACGCCUUACAAUCAGCAGACUGCAAACUGCUGUAAAGGGGGAGUGCUAAACUCGUGGGUGCAAGAUCCAGCCACUGCAGCUAGCUCAUUCCAGGUGAGUGUUGGUCAGGCCGGAACCACAAAUAAGACGGUUAGAGUUCCUAGGAACUUCACUCUGAAGGCACAAGGGCCCGGUUAUACAUGUGGACCAGCAAAAAUUGUUAAACCCAGUAAAUUUGUUACCGCAGACAAAAGAAGAGUCACGCAAGCUUUGAUGACAUGGAAUGUUACAUGCACGUAUUCGCAAUUUCUAGCUCAGAAAACACCUAGUUGUUGUGUGUCUCUCUCAUCCUUCUAUAACGAAACCAUAGUACCUUGCCCUCAUAGUGCUUGCGGCUGUCAAAAUGCUUCUCAGCCGGGGAGCUGUGUAGAUCCGAAAGCUCCGCAUAUAGCAUCGGUUGUUCCAGGGAAGAAUAACUUGGCUCCUUUGGUCCAAUGUACAAGCCAUAUGUGUCCGGUCCGAAUUCAUUGGCAUGUUAAGCUUAACUACAAGGAGUACUGGCGAGUUAAGGUCACGAUUACUAAUUUCAAUUACAAUAUGAAUUAUACUCGGUGGAACUUAGUUGUGCAGCACCCCAACUUCAACAAUCUCACUCAGAUUUUCAGCUUCAACUACAAGUCUUUAACUCCAUAUACAGCGAUAAAUGAUACAAGCCGGUCCGCUUGGUAACGUGCAGUCAGAGCUACUUUUCCGUAAGGAUAAAGGAACUUUUACAUUCGAGAAGGGUUGGGCUUUCCCGAGAAGGAUCUACUUCAAUGGCGAUAAUUGUGUUAUGCCACCUCCCGACUCGUAUCCUUGGUUGCCUAACGCCAGUUCCC